AUGAAUGGAAAGAAGCCUAUUUCUAUGAUAACUGAUCAAGAUUUAGCUAUUGGAGCAGCUGUUGCCAAGGUAUUUCCAGAGACACGUCAUCGUCUAUGCUUGUGGCACAUCAGAAAGAAGUUUCCUGAAAAGCUUGCACAUAUAUAUCACAAAAAUUCUACAUUCAAGCGUGAACUGAAGAGGUGCAUUCGAGAAUCAUCAACUAUCAAGGAUUUUGAAGAUGAUUGGAAGCGCAUAAUGGUUGAGUAUAACUUGCAGGAAAAUGGUUGGCUUCAAAGGUUAUUUGAUAUUAGAGAGUCAUGGAUACCAGUUUAUAAUAGGAACACUUUUUUUGCCGGUAUGAAUACUACACAACGGAGUGAGAGCAUUAAUUCUUUUUUUGACUCCUUUGUUAAUUCAACCACAACACUACAAGACUUUGUGGUAAAAUUUGAGAAGGCCAUUAACAAUCGAUAUGAGGCUGUAAAAAGAGAAGAUUUUGAGUCACGACAUAAGUCACGCACUUUGACUAUUGGCUCAAAAAUUGAAGAACAUGCUGCCUCAAUUUAUACAAGAAAUGUGUUUGUUAAGUUUUAUAAUGAGCUUGCAAGUGUUAGCCAUUUUACAAAGGAGAAGAUUGAGAAAAACGAUUCACAUUGUAAGUAUCGGGUAUCUAAUUGUUUUGAUACUCGAGAUUGUUCUAUAGUUGAUAUAAAUUUGGAAUCAAAGAAUGCUACAUGUGGCUGUCAUCUUUUUGAAUUUAUGGGAAUACUAUGUAGGCACAUUUUGGUGAUUUUUCAAGCAAAAAACAUUAUUCAAAUUCCUAGUCAGUACAUAUUGCAGCGUUGGACAAAAGAGGCCAACAAAUGUAUAGAGUCGUGUGACAUUGAAAAUUGGAAUCAUGAAUCAAAUGUUUUGAGAAGUAUGCAUGUGCAACGUCAAUUUGACAAGUUUUCUGAUUUGGCUAAAAGAUCUGAAGAUGCAUACAAGUUUAUUAUAUCAGAACUUGAUCGCAUUUACAAUAUGGCCAAUACAAUGGGAAUGGAAAUUCUAGAUGUCAAUGAAGAUCCUAUAGAGUUAAAUCAACAGAAUUUGACAUGUGACACAACAAAUGAUGUUUCAGAUUUCAAUAUUAAAGACCCAUAUGUUUCACAUACAAAAGGAAGAAGAAGAAAGGAUUCUGACAAAGUCCCUCUGACAGGGAGGUUUAAGAGUGGUCUUGAAUUAUCGAUGAACAAGACAUUGACUAUCCUAGCUAGUUUCUUGGCUGAGAAAGACUGUAACAAGGUGAUUGCUGCUGCAAGAAGGACACUACGUUUUAGGAAUGGGGCUCUCCCAUCUAGUUUCAAGGUUGUUAGUACAAGGAGCUGA
Gastrolobium bilobum is the source of this 1350-nucleotide messenger RNA. RefSeq names its product protein FAR1-RELATED SEQUENCE 5-like. Gene Ontology annotation, biological process: regulation of DNA-templated transcription. NCBI's taxonomy places the organism in Eukaryota, Viridiplantae, Streptophyta, Magnoliopsida, Fabales, Fabaceae. The transcript is spliced from 2 exons. Bases 1 to 1350 code for a protein of 449 amino acids. Gene Ontology annotation, molecular function: zinc ion binding. The record is from RefSeq and is a predicted model, not a curated record.